This is a messenger RNA of Aspergillus sclerotioniger CBS 115572, 2474 nucleotides long. RefSeq names its product fungal specific transcription factor domain-containing protein. The record is from RefSeq and is a predicted model, not a curated record. Gene Ontology annotation, cellular component: nucleus. Gene Ontology annotation, biological process: DNA-templated transcription; positive regulation of transcription from RNA polymerase II promoter by galactose. The transcript is spliced from 4 exons. Gene Ontology annotation, molecular function: RNA polymerase II cis-regulatory region sequence-specific DNA binding; zinc ion binding; DNA-binding transcription factor activity, RNA polymerase II-specific. Lineage: Eukaryota; Fungi; Ascomycota; Eurotiomycetes; Eurotiales; Aspergillaceae. Bases 190 to 2400 code for a protein of 736 amino acids.
CCAGAAUGCGACUGAUUUGCGUCGCCGAAGGCCUAGGGAUGAGACACCUGGAAGCCAUGAUAGAGAUUCAGCGGCCACAGAAGCGAACGAUGGCAUGCAAGAUUCUCAGUUUGUCUCUCUGUCAUCGCUGAAGGUAUUCUCAAAUAAAAACUGACCGAUGCACACAGCGGGAGACGGGAACUGUUGACUAUGUUACAUCAAGUUGAGCGUCAGUUGCAGCUGCUAAUCGCUUCCGUAUAUUCUGGCCCUGAUGGACGUGAACCUGUCAAUAUCCAAGCAGAUCCGGCUAUAUCAACUGGAGAAGCGUCUAUUGUAAAGCCUAUAAUGGCAACCUCUCUAGGGAAGGCUGCACCGGCUAACUUGAACUCCUUUUCUGGCGAGACAUCCAUUCGACAUGUCCUGGACCAGGUUGAGGGGCGCUUGGAGACGACACGAAGACGUGGCACUGCUACUGUCAUGGAUUCUUCAAUUUCUACUCCUGCCUUGACUCCUCCGCCUCACCAUGGCGGUGCGAAGGCAAUACCAGACGAUAUAUAUAGUGUUCUGCAAAUUUAUGGCAUUGAGCCAAAGCAGUCCGAGUGGGAUAAACCGUUGGACGUGUUUUGCACCGAGAUCCAUAUUUUGUAUCCAUUUCUCCAUCUACCAACUCUGCAAGCCAAAUACGACAUGCUGUGGCACGGCAGGCUUACUCAAUCUCAUGAGCCAAAUACCCCCAACCAAUUGAAAAACACGGGCGUGGCCCAACUUCUUCUAUGCAUAGCUAUCGGUAGAUGUACCGAGUCACCGAGGGUACAGAGCCGGGAAGGGCGACACUCGGCUGGUUGGAGUCUGUAUGGAGCAGCCUCUGAAUUGCUGGGAGACCUUUUUGGCUGCUUUGGAAGCUGUUCAGAUCCACUAGAGCUUCUACAAACAUUAGCUUUGAUGACAAUCUAUCUUUUUCGCCUUGAUAUCUUUGGGAAGGCCGAAAAGCUCCUAGCUCUCGCUAUUUCUCAUGGACAUCAUCUUGGAUUACACCGAUCCAGGGUUGUGAUACACAUGUCGUAUUUUAAUAGUGAGAUAUCUCGGCGGAUAUGGUGGUGUCUAUACGCCUUGGAUCGUCGACUAGCCAUUGAGACGGGCCAUCCUUUUCUGAUCCAAGAUGUGAACGUUGACACACCUCUACCCCAAGAUAUUGAUGAUUACUGGCUCUCCAGAUUCCGAGAUCGUCCCAGCCUUCAGCCAGAUGCAGUCCCUCCAGCAGAUUCGGGCAUUCCACUCACCCCGAUACCUUAUUUCAGAGCCAUGAUAACAUAUUCCAAAGUCCUCGGCAAAGUUUGGGAGGGAAUGUAUGGUGCUACCAACUUGGAGCCAGUCCCAAAUUACCCUCUCCGGGAGCACCUUGAAAGCCUGCUUCUUCGGGCCCAGAAGGAUAUAAGUCAGGAAUUUGCUCAUCCUCAGUACGGACGCGUAUCACAUAGCCAAGCGCCGUGGUGGCUGGUCAAGCAGCAAGCAUUAAUGCGGACUCGAUGGUUGUCACUUCGCCUUUUGAUUCGCAGGCCCAUGCUUCAAGCAUCAGUUUCUCCCAACACGUCUACUCUCGACACCUUCGAAAACGAAGUGACGUGCAUGCAGAUUGCAAAUACACUGAUUGAAGAAUUCGCUCAGAUCCCCGAUGAAAAGGCUGUUUUCACUUUCCCGUUCAUACACUACUUGAUUGGCGCCACGAUAGUCUCUCUGGGGCUGAUCCUAAGGGAAUCUUCAUUCAAAGCUGCGUAUGGCGGGGCCACGCUGCACGCGGUCCAACUAUUAGAGUCUUACUGCAGCAAGACAUGGGUGUCUGGAAAGUUGAUACGAGUUGUGUCCAGGUUGAGACAGAUAGCGUGUCAGCUAUUGGAGAGUAGUGAUUUGAUGGGUGUGGAGCGUUCACUACACAAGCAUUCCUCACAGAUCUAUUCCGAGAACCGCACUGCUCAUCCUCGGCAUACACUCACUGGUGAAUUUCCAUCUACAUCAGAUCGAAUUCCCUUGUCACGACCAAGUGGCUUGUCGGUGGGAGAUUACGAGUCCAGCGGGAGAGCUCAUACGAAUCACCAUCUCGCAGACACAGCAGACGCUAGCCUGACCAAUCUAGUGAUGUCCGACUUUGAUUUCGAGGAGGAUGUCAGAGGCGUCAACAUGGGUAUACUGCCUGUCCAGGGUUCACCGAGCAUGCCGGCCUGGCCAAACCACCCACAAGACACAGCAGCUACCAACUAUGCACGCACCAGGCCAUUGGCUGCACAAGAAGGGCUGGAUGUCAGCGAAUCAGGGCCAUCUUUCGAUGCUGUUGAUCUUGGAGGUGGUGCCGGAGAGAUGGGGUGGUUGGAGGCUCUAUUUGGCAACUAUCUCAAUCCGGAUCUCAUAAUCCGGCAAGACACAUAACAGCUACCAGGCAAUACAUGCAUUCCUAGCCAUCAGGUCACAUUGUACACUGCUAAAGCCCUUCAAUCAACUCC